Molecule: messenger RNA, 2474 nt
Organism: Microtus ochrogaster (prairie vole)
Lineage: Eukaryota; Metazoa; Chordata; Mammalia; Rodentia; Cricetidae
Product: flavin-containing monooxygenase 4-like
Molecular function (GO): NADP binding; N,N-dimethylaniline monooxygenase activity; flavin adenine dinucleotide binding
Source: RefSeq, a predicted model, not a curated record
UGCUCUCUUAGCUGUCACUCAGACCUCCACGGAGAUUGCGGAAGUGUAAAGUUUCUCUUAACACAACUCCCUGUUGUCAACAGCACGAUAGAAGAAGCAACAGGCUUUUGUGUUGAAAUAAGAAGAGUUCAAUCAAAGUCAGCACUCUUUUCUCUUCUUAAGACAAGGCUCCGAGAUAGAAGUUCUUCCUUGUGUCAUAAAACAAACACCACCUUUGACUUCCCACUUUUGGCUUUAAAUCCUAGAAUCUGCUCUAUGCUUGCAAGACAGAGCAGAGCAGAGAUCUGACCACUUCAGACCUUCUCUUAGUGGCCGAGCACUUCAAGUGUUCUUCUUGGUGAAGGCCGUUUUGUUCCUGGUGGGAAGCAAUCCAGGUGUUCUUCUCAACUCAAGAGAAUCCACAGCAAGGUGCACAGAAGAGUGAUGGCAAGUCCAAGGUCACACAACUAAAUAGAGGUUGAGUCCUCUGUCAAGCUUUCUCUUCUGACUCUACCAUACAAAGCUUUCCUUGACCUUCACACAGAACAUAACCAUGGUCAAGAAAGUCGCAGUAAUCGGAGCUGGUGUGAGUGGCCUGUCCUCUAUCAAAUGUUGCUUAGACGAAGACCUGGAACCCACCUGCUUUGAAAGAAGUGAUGACUUCGGGGGACUGUGGAAGUUUGCUGAAACUUCCAAGGACGGAAUGACCAGAGUCUACAAGUCACUGGUGACAAAUGUCUGCAAGGAAAUGUCAUCUUACAGUGAUUUCCCAUACCAAGAAGAUUACCCCAAUUUCAUGGAGCACAAGAAAUUCUGGGAGUAUCUCAGGGAAUUUGCCGAGCACUUUGACCUCCUGAAAUAUAUCCAGUUUAAGACUACUGUGCGCAGUGUAACACAACGCCCAGACUUCUCUGAAACCGGCCAGUGGGAUGUUGUCACAGAGACAGAUGGCAAACAACACAGCGCUGUAUUUGAUGCUGUAAUGGUUUGUACUGGGCAAUUCCUGAGCCCCCGUUUACCUCUGGAGUCCUUCCCUGGGAUCCAUAAGUUUAAAGGACAGAUCCUACACAGCCAAGAGUACAAGAUUCCGGAUGCCUUUCAGGACAAGCGCAUCGUGGUGGUUGGUCUUGGGAACUCUGGAGCAGACAUCGCAGUGGAGCUCAGUAGAAUAGCAGCCCAGGUGUUUCUCAGCACUAGAAGUGGUGCCUGGGUUCUAAGCCGCUCUUCAGGUGGUGGCUACCCUUUCAAUAUGAUGCUCACAAGAAGAUGUAAUAAUUUUAUUGCACGCGUUCUGCCUUCAUGUUUUAUAAACUGGCGUACACAGAAGCAACUUAACCAUGAGAAUUAUGGAUUAAGCGUUGCAAAAGGGAAAGAAUUAAAAUUUAUCGUGAAUGAUGAGCUACCAAGCUGCAUCCUCUGUGGGAAAGUCACUAUGAAAACUGGCAUCAAGGAUUUUUCAGAAUCCUCUGUCAUCUUUGAAGAUGGGACAACAGAAGUCAACAUUGAUGCAGUGAUCUUCUGUACAGGAUACGAAUUUUCUUUUCCCUUUUUUGAAGAACCUCUCAAAAGCCUUUGUACAAAGAGGAUCUUACUAUACAAGCGAGUCUUUCCCCCAAAUUUGGAGAGAACAACAUUAGCCAUUAUUGGCUUGAUCAGCCUUACGGGGUCUAUCUUAGCUGGCACAGAGCUCCAGGCACGAUGGGCUACAAGAGUAUUCAAAGGGCUCUGUAACAUCCCUCCAUCCCAGAAACUGAUGGCAGAAGCCACGAAAAAGGAGCAGCUCAUUAAAAGGGGUGUGAUUAAAGAUACUAGUGAAGACAAAAUCAACAUCAUUUCCUACCUGGAUGAGAUCGCUCAGUGCAUAGGCUCAAAACCCAACAUCCCACUUCUGUUCCUCACAGAUCCAAGACUAGCCUGGGAAGUUUAUUUUGGACCAUGUUCCCCUUACCAAUACCGCCUAAUGGGCCCUGGGAAAUGGGAUGGAGCCAGAAAUGCCAUCAUGACCCAGUGGGACAGGAUCAUAAAACCACUGAAAACUCGGACUCUUCCUAAGUCCCCUGAGACUGCCACUCUGUCACGUUCCUUAAAAGUUUGGGGGGCAUCUCUCCUACUUGCCUCUCUUAUACUUUUCUAUAAAUCUUCACUUUUUCUUAAAUUAGUGCAAGACAAACUGCAAGGAAGAGUUUUCCCUAGCCGUGUACUAUGGUACAUCCCCCAGAAUCCAUGAGUUGCUGCCCACUGUGACAUUGGAGGAAGUAUCUGGGGCACCCUCAUAAACAGACUGGUUCUGCUCUCAAAUACUGGGUCAGUUUUCAUAGGUUGUGUCAUCAUAGAGCAAGACUGCCUCUUGUUUUAUCACAUUUCUGUGCAUUUAUUUGCCCUUCAACCUUCUACCAUGUAAGGACACAGUACAAAUCUCUCACCAGAAGCUGCUACUAUGACCUUGAAACCUGGGACCUCACAAAUCAUGAGAAAAUAAAAUUCGUUUAUUUACC